Molecule: messenger RNA, 447 nt
Organism: Colletotrichum lupini
Lineage: Eukaryota; Fungi; Ascomycota; Sordariomycetes; Glomerellales; Glomerellaceae
Exons: 4
Coding region: 1-447 (148 amino acids)
Source: RefSeq, a predicted model, not a curated record
AUGUGCUUACCUCACCUGGUAGAAACCUCACCUCUCCGCAAAGUCGAGUUUCCAAAACUCAAGAAAUUCACGGCGUUUGGCUGGAAAAGGGAUCUCACUGCCCUGAGGGCAACAGGCCGCCCGUCGAUAGACCCCACUAAAUGGCCUGCCCGCAAAACUGCCUUGACCUCCGAAUCCGACAGGGACGAUGGGCGUAGAUGGUGGGCCCCCGGGCGGGGCCUACCGUACUGCAGCUGCACCGCAGCCAGAACAACUCGACUCAGUUUUAGGUAUCGAAUGCAGCGUCCCCCGACUCCGACUCCAGAUACGCCCAUCAACUUGCACCUGCAAACGCACAUCUCACGAUCCUGGUUUGGCCGGUUUGCACUCGCCCUUGUCUCCAAACCGCGCGUCACAUUGGCGACACCCGGCUAUUUGCCCGCACUUUCUCUCAUCCGCCUCGUCUGA